CCUGUAAGAACUCUUCACAGUUAGGUCCAUCACAGCUGUGUCACGCCAAAAGGAAAUCUGAAAGCGAAAAGUUAAGAAAAUGGAUGCCAUUUUUCUUCUUCUUUGCUUACUUUUAAAUUCAUCUUGUCGCUUGAUUUGCGGAAUAGAAAGACUUCCCUCGAAUGAGGCUUCAGUGAAAUCUACACAUGUCACAUCAACGAUAGAUUGCGGGCCACCGAAACCAUUUCAGAAUAAUACAGAACUAAAAUGGCGCCCUGGUGCUCGGAAUCAAAGUGUAUUUUUACCGGGAGAGAAGGCUGUAUUUGUUUGUAAGAAAGGAUUUCGCCAGAUUGGUUGGCUACAAACAUUGACUUGUCAGAUGAAUGGCAGUUGGUUGCUUCGAUCGUCAAGUAUUGAGGAUGACUUAAGAUUAGGUGAUGGAACACAUGGUAAGUAUGUUUAUUUAACUUGACUACAAUGUUACUUGCGAUCUGUUACACACAAGCGGUUGAGACGAACUUCAGCCUUAGUUAUCCUAUAUUUUUGUACGGAAAUGUGGAAUAAUUUACACGAACAGUUUCUAAAUUCCAUAGUUAUUGUAAAAGAGAAAUUUGAUACUUGAAAUGAUACCGAAAUGCGAAUACUAUGUUUCCCGUCACGACAACACUCCCACACAGCUAAGAUAAAAGGUCACCAAAGAAUCAAGAAUGAAAUCAUCACUGCAUCGGCAAUUUUUUCAACAGCAGUUUAGAAGUAUUAGAAUUAUUUUGUCACUGAGAAAUCUUUAGCAAGUUUAGCUAAAUAUUCGAAUGGUAAGUUUCAUUAAAGUUAUAAUUUCAGAUCUGAGUGGUUAGUGUGUUGAUCACGGCUUGCAUAUUUUUUGCCUUGUUUUGGCGUGUUUUCAUUUCCUUAAAAAAAUUCGAAGCUAAAAUGACUAUUUCGCGAUUGAUUGGGAGACGGUGAAUCUUCUAGGUCGACAAGGAGAAACCAAAAAUGUUAUUUUUAUCGUUAUUUUCAAGAAAUGAAAGUAUAUAGUUCACCAUCGUAGAGUACAACGCAGACAGCUGUCACACCGGUGUAAGCAGAAUCAUCCACGAUUAUGCUAAUUUUCUCUUAAUGUUUAGUUGCAUAAAAUUUAAUCGCAGACAGUAUUGUCGACAGGCGCUUUACUUUGAUUUCUCCAUUUGCUAUCGUCUGAUUCCGAACGCUUCGAUCCUAUUUUCUUCGAUAUCGUCCAAUUUUCCGAACGCUUUUGUCUUACUUCGGACGAUGCCGUCCGAUUUGGAACUCUUGAAUUCUACCGUCUGAUAGCAGACGCCAUCGUCCGCUUUCAGCCUCUACCAUACGAUUUAGAGCGGUAAUUUCGAGUCUCUGAUGUAAAAACUGGCAAAGCUAAUAAAUCAAGGCUCAAAGACUUAAAAAAUAUAUGGUAUUUUAGAAGGGGAUCGAGGAGGCUGUGCAAGCUCCACCUAUUCCCUAUCGUUUCUUCCCGUUCCCCCUCCCCCCUCCCCCCUCUCGCUUUUUUGCAGAGCAUUUAGCUAACGUAGCCUACAGUAGAUGGACAUAAUUGUGCUGAUUUACAGACUAAUCUCGUACCCAAACCCUACCGUGUUACUGUAACUGAAUUUGAUUGCGAAAGGGUUGGGUAUGAGGCUAUAUCUAAACCUCACAGCAAUAUUCUAGGCCUCCUCUUUCCCAACUCGCUGAUUCCCUUCUUUGAAAAAAGCUUUUUAAUUUUUUUUCAAUUCAUGUUUUCAUCAGGUUAUUGUCUGCCUAACAACUGUAGUCGCAACCAAUCCUUCGAGUGUUCAUCAGGCGGCCUACCUCUCCCCAUUUGUAAGAAGUGUGACUGUAUUGUAGAUUGCCCGGAUGGAAGCGAUGAAGCUAACUGUGGGCCAAUCUUAGUAAACUUGACGGGACGAGCCGUGGGCGAGAUAACUUCACCUAAAACUAAUGUUAAAAAUUAUACGGGAUCUCUGACUUGCAGAAGAACUUUGUGGACCGAUGAUCCAGACUUUUACAUUAAGCUGCUGUUUACAGACUUUGUUAUGUAUGGGAAUUGCAAAGAUAAUUAUAUUUACUUGGAAAAUGCGACUUUAAGCGGCACGGAUCCAUCGCAUGGCUGUUGCAAGAAGAGUACUAACGUUUCGUGCGCCUUUGGUAAUGGAACUGGCGCUCCUCCUCUGGCGCAUACCGACAAAAACUUUAUGAUUGUAAACUACGUUUCCAUGGACUCAAAGUCGUCGACUUUUUCAGCGAAAUGGUUCAACGUGAAUGGGAAUUUCCCCUACAGUCUUAUUCCAGAGGAAGAUUCAGACUGGGUAGAUAAGUUAAAAAUCUUAGGCCCAAAACCUAAAAACAUUGAGGAUGACACAACAGACGCAACUUAUAUCGCCGCAGUUGUCAUUUUUUCCAUCAUCGCUUUUGCUGUUUUGGCAAUUCUGUCGUGCAAAGUGGGACAGCACUUUCUAGGACCCCGUUGUAGCGUUGCUUAUUGCUGCAGUUGGAUUGCAGCCAGACGGCGUUUGCAAUCCCCACGCUUGUCGCCACGAAGGGAAGGAUCACCAGAAACAAGGCCCACCAAAGGGAGCGUUCAAAACGAACGUACGCGUAUAGGGCCACUGAGAAAUGUCCCUGUUGAUGCAAGAGGCUCCUCGUCUCUUAGGACUCGAUACGGGAGCGCGGGAGAGGGCGUGGCUUGAGCAUUCAUUCAUCUCCAUUUUACGAUGUAAUUUCUGUAAUCGAUGUAAAGAUGUUAGGGCAGUGUUACCUCCUUACAUGAAAACGUUGCCAGUUUAUAAUAUUUUUUGGGGCUAGAUAAAUAGAUUCUCGCAAAUUUAUCCGUUUUAAGGAAACUAUUCAAUUUAUUUGGUGAUGGUAUUGAGACAAAGUCACCACUUUUACUGAGUAAUCUUUAUUCAUCAAAGAAGAAUACUAUUUUUAUUUAGAAACUCUGAUACAACAAUCAGGAUGCUAGAUUGUACACUUGCAACUUUAUGGUUAUAUAAGAGAGAAAGAUAACGAUUCAUCAGAUUUAUUAAUUUAUAUAAAGCCCAAAUUAGAUGCAUUAAAGGCGUUGUUUUGGCAACUCUGUACUAUGCGUAUGGGACCAAAGGAAUAACUACGAUGAUUUCUGUCAGCCAUCUUAUAGCUGUUUAGAGCUGAACUUAUCCAGAUUUAGAGGCAACAAAAAGACAUUUACGGACCCCAGGAGAUACUUCUUGUCUAAAGUACAGCAAUCAACAUAGUCAAAGAUUUUGAAACCUUUUUUUCGGUUCAUUUUGUUUUUGUUCUCUCUGCUUAUUGGUUUGUGUUUAGUUAAGGGUAAAGUGAUUAAAAAUCAAGUUCCCUCUU
Messenger RNA from Pocillopora meandrina, 3333 nucleotides. Lineage: Eukaryota; Metazoa; Cnidaria; Anthozoa; Scleractinia; Pocilloporidae. The record is from the annotation of a GenBank genome assembly.